AUGCUCGAUCUGUUCACCAUUUUAACCAAAGGCGGUUUCGUUCUGUGGCAAAAAAACUAUGCCCCCAUCUCGGGGUCACCCGUUGAAGAACUCAUCAAAAACGUGCUUAUUGAAGAACGCGCCGGUACCGAUGCCUACACAAAAGAUAGCUACACCAUGAAAUGGACAUUUGCUAAUGAGCAUGACCUCAUCUUUGUCGUCGCCUAUCAAAAAAUCUUGCAGUUAAACUAUACCGAUGAAUUACUGGAAACCACCAAACGUGUCUUUUUAGAUCAAUAUCAAGAUAUUCUAUCACGUAAAGAGAAUCAAGGAACACAACAUAAUACCUCGUUAUUAGAUACGGAUUUCAAUAGUUCCUUUGGUCCUACAUUUGAGCAACUUCGAUUACAAAUGGAAGAGAAAUACAGUAAAAGAACGUCCAUGAACCAUCCAGCUCGACGACAACCUCGAAAAUUUGAAGAUACCAAAAAGUUUGAACAUUCAUGGAAAGGUUCUCAAGCGCAAAAUAAAGGCGAAUUACCUCUCUCCAACCCUACAAAAUCUACCACAGCAUCAACAACAGCAGCGGCCGUGGACGAAGAUGAAAUUGCUAGAAAUAUUAGAAAGUUGAAAUUACAAGGUGUCAAAGGUCGUCCUCGAAAAUCAGCCACACCCACGCCCUCUGAGGAAAACACGAAACCAAAUAAAAAGAAAUCACAAAAACAGGCUCGUGUGUGGGAUGGACAGAUUACAAAAGAUCAAAUGAAAGCGUUGGAUUAUUCAAACGACCACAAGAAUGAAAAAGCGACGGGUAGCGAGGAGAAAGAAGGAAAUGUGGAGGAUAUUGCAGCACAAUUUGUGGAUCCAACCAAACUAGGACAAAAGAAUAAAGAAGGCAUCUAUGAAGUACAGGAUGUCAUGAAAGACGACCAAGUAGCCGAUGACGAUGCACUGGAUUUUGAUUCCUACGAAGAAGAGGAGGAGGAUAGAGAGCCUACCCAGAGGAAAACAAACGGCACGCGCGGUGGUAUGUUUUCUUAUCUCAAGUCAUUGGCCUCUGGUAAAAGAGCCAUUACCAACGACAUGCUCGAACCAGUCAUCGCCACCAUCAAAGAACGUCUGAUCACUCAAAAUGUCGCCACGGAUAUUGCGGAUCAUUUGUGCCAAAGUGUACGGACCAGUCUCCUCGGUAAAAAGCUUGGCAGUUUCGAACGUCUCUCGACCCUCGUCAAGGAUAGCAUGGAAGCCGCUUUGAAACGUAUUCUGACCCCUAAAACGUCGUUGGAUCUCUUGAGAGAUAUUGAACAAGCCAACAAGGCAGAAAAACGACCCUAUUCGAUCUGCUUCAUCGGUGUGAACGGUGUCGGCAAAUCGACCAACCUGAGCAAAGUGUGUUUCUGGUUAUUACAAAACAAUUACAAGAUUCUGAUUGCGGCGUGCGAUACGUUCCGAAGCGGUGCCGUGGAACAAUUGCGUGUGCAUGUGCGUAACUUGACCGCCUUGCAGCAGCAGCAAUCGUUGACGGGAGAGACCACGGGCCAAGUGGAGAUUUUUGAGCGUGGGUACGGUAAAGAUGCAGCGGGUAUUGCCAAAGAUGCGAUCAGCUACGCUUCGAGUCAAGGAUUCGACGUGGUGUUGAUUGACACCGCGGGCCGUAUGCAAGACAACGAGCCACUGAUGAGAGCCUUAUCCAAGCUCGUGUCGGUCAACCAACCCGAUAAAAUCAUUUUCGUCGGUGAAGCGUUGGUGGGAAAUGAAGCCGUCGAUCAAUUGACAAAGUUCAAUCAAGCCUUGAAAGACUUUUCAGGGCUGCAGCAUCCACGACAUAUUGACGGUAUGAUCUUGACCAAGUUUGACACGAUCGAUGAUAAAGUCGGUGCUGCUUUAUCGAUGACCUACAUUACGGGUCAACCCAUUUAUUUCGUCGGUACAGGUCAAACCUAUACAGAUCUGAAGAAUCUUAAAGUGUCUCAUGUGGUGCAUAGUUUACUAAAAAAAUAG
Molecule: messenger RNA, 1980 nt
Organism: Mycotypha africana
Lineage: Eukaryota; Fungi; Mucoromycota; Mucoromycetes; Mucorales; Mycotyphaceae
Product: SRP54-type protein
Exons: 2
Coding region: 1-1980 (659 amino acids)
Biological process (GO): SRP-dependent cotranslational protein targeting to membrane
Cellular component (GO): endoplasmic reticulum membrane; signal recognition particle receptor complex
Molecular function (GO): ATP hydrolysis activity; GTPase activity; GTP binding
Source: RefSeq, a predicted model, not a curated record